This is a messenger RNA of Parastagonospora nodorum SN15, 1308 nucleotides long. RefSeq lists its product as hypothetical. The record is from RefSeq and is a predicted model, not a curated record. Lineage: Eukaryota; Fungi; Ascomycota; Dothideomycetes; Pleosporales; Phaeosphaeriaceae. The transcript has a single exon. The coding region runs from base 1 to 1308 and encodes 435 amino acids.
AUGGCAGCGACAUUCCGAUCUCGUGCUCCCAAUGCUACCCAACAACAACAACAACAAGUCGCCGUAUACAAUGGCAUAGCGGUUCCCAACGCAAAAUACGCGUCCUUCCCGAUCGCGCUCCACCAUGACGACUCGGGCUACGAUGCGGCCGACUACGAGUCUCAGGGACAGGGCACGCAGCAGCUGCAAAGCGGGGCAGCUUCAGAGCAGUUCGACAUGACGCCUCCCCAGGCGUCCACGCACGCUUCCUGGCAGGCGCUGCACGACUAUGCGCAGUCGCAUGCCUCGGAGCACGGCUACGCGCUCUCCAUCAACACCACGGCCAAGAACCGCUCGCGCAUCAAGCUUGCCUGCGUCUGCUACGGACAGCCCAAGAACACACACAAGCUGACGGCCGAGACGCGCAUCCGCAAGAACAGGGUCAGCUACAAGACGGGCUGCAAGAUGUGGGUUGAAGGCAAGAAGCAGGAGGACGGCACCUGGCUGCUGCGCGUGGGCGAGCCCCGCCACAACCACGCGGGCCGCCCGAGUGAAGGCUGGGCGCUGCAGCGGAAGAGGACCUGGGGGGUGGUUGGAGGGCGAAUUGGCGUUGGCGGUGUCACGGCAAAGGAGGAGCUGGCCAAGAUGCACGCCGGCCCCGCCGACAAGGACGACGACGAGGGCGAAGAGGCCCAGGGCGCCUCCCAGAAGCCAAGCCACAGCCUCGAGCGUGGUGGCCUGGUAUGGAAGAUUGUCGAGCAGGAAAUGCUUCGCAAGAGCGAGCCGAGCCAGGGUAGAGACCGAGGUGUAGGGCGCACCGUCGACGUGCUCCACGCUCGGUUGCCCGGCAUACACAUCUUCAAGCGCGACGUCUACAACAUACGUGCCCAGAUCAAGCGGGCCAGGAAAGCAGCAGGGCAGCAGCUUGGAGACGGCGUCAACACCGAGGACGACGACGCAGAAGAGGCACAAGAGGCAGAAGCCCGGGAAGACACACAGGAAGACAGCGAACACGUCUCUCCCAAGCCACCCAUACUGCCUCGUCCCAGCCAUCAAGUCCGAACUGCGCCGCAGCAGCCUGUGCAUUCGUGCGACUUUGCUUUCGAUCCCUCUUUACCUCGCACCGCCAGCUCCCUGAACAGCUCCACCCCCUCAUACCACGUCCUCUCCACGUCUCAUGCCGAGCUCGAACAGCUACGAAAAGAGAAUGCGCAACUCAAAGGCAUGUUGACCGAGAAGACGAAGGAGGUCAAGGAGAAGAACAUUGUCAUUGCCGGCUUGCGAUCGCAGCUCGACUAUAUGACGAGCAUGGCCAUGCUACCGAGCUAG